AUGGUUAUCCCUUGCCCUGAUGAUACAAACAGUCCAUCAAAGGCCAUAGAUAAACCUGAAGCAACGCAUGGAACCCUCUCUAAUGGCAAAGCUCCAAAUUUAAAAAAUAAGGAAAAGAGCAAGAGCAAAACUGACAAUCUCCAUAAUAUUAUUUUCUUAGAUAACAUCGAUGAGUGA
Messenger RNA from Sphenostylis stenocarpa, 177 nucleotides. NCBI's taxonomy places the organism in Eukaryota, Viridiplantae, Streptophyta, Magnoliopsida, Fabales, Fabaceae. The record is from the annotation of a GenBank genome assembly.